CCUUACUCGCAGGAGAUAUACGUCCAACAGAUGUACUCCAAUUAUCAGGGUCAACAAAUAACGCCUCCGUUCAUCGAAAACUUUGGAUUCCACGACGACGAGUUUAACGAUGGUGACGAUGCGCUUCAUGAAGAAGAUCUCGACAAGCGGGAAGAGAUGUUCAAUAAGCUGUGCCAACAAAAACAAAAAGCCGGGCUUGAGGACUGUGGCAGCGGCCUAGAAUGGGGCGACGAGGGCGAACUCACGUUCCAGACCGUGGUGGACAAGCGGGAUUGGCACUCCAAGCAACAGCAUCAAGACUCCAGUUCGUCGGACGAGGAUGACGAAGAUCCGCACGACGUGCACAUGGAAGUCGACACGACUGAUCCUUGGGAUACUACCGAGCCGCUACCGAAUACCGGUACCAUACUUCCACCAGUUAAUCCGUGGGAUGUGGCGUCAUCAGAGCCAGUGGAAUCCACUGGUUGGGCCAAUUUUGAAAAUUUUGAGAAUACAUUGAGUAUAGAGAACACAGCAGGCGAAAAUAAAAAGACGAUGUGCGACGAGCUUAAAACGGCAUCAGAAACGACGGCUGCAAACUUAACAGAGAAGGAUAUGGCUUUUAGCGAAAGUUUUGAAGAGAGCGACGAAAAAAACAGAGACUGCAUAAGUAAUCAAGUGAUUGGAACGGAUUUACCAGCUAUGGAAACUAACCUCAGCAGCAGCAGCAGCAGCAGCAGCAGCAGCAGCAAAAUCGAUGAGAACAUAGUGAUCUCCGCGGAUGAGAAUAUCAAUUCUAACAAAUUGCCGGAUAACAGGAAUUUCAAGAGCGAAGAGAAGAUCGAAAACGUAAAGGACGUCACGGAGGACGCCAUAGAGAAGGCAAAGCCGUCGAUUGAACAUGAAGUUUCAAUAGCAACAACUUCUCUGAAAAGCACGUCCGCCGACACCGCCAAUUCCAUGUCAGUGUCUAAAGACGCUAAAUGAAAUGACGUAUCCCGCUGCCUAUGUUAGAUAUGAUCUAUGGCAAUAGGAAGAGAAAAUCAUAUCAGUAUCGAAUCAAGUACGUGAGAACGAUCGGAAGCAUAUACGCCUUCUCUAUUUUUUAUUAGACACCACGUUAAUUAUGCUUUAAGAAAACGUUAAAGCUGGGCGCACACUGCAGUCACGCUGCAGAGUAUUUCUCUUCGAAUAAAUCCGAAAUGCCGAAAAUGAUCGACACGCUCAACUAUAGUGAAUAAUUUGAUGUUUAUUAUAAAUAGGUACAUAUAUCCCUUUCCCCACUCCAUCCCUUUUUCUCUACGAAUGGUUAACAUUUACAAGUAUUCCUCGCGAAAGUGAGGGCCCCUUCCCCUAUCCCGUAUAUAUUUUACGGUUAUUAUUAAGAGUUUCGUAAAUUGUUAUUUAUACGUAGAUAACUGGUCUCUAUCAAAAUAAAAAAAAAGAGCAAAGCAAAGAAUGGACACGACAAGAAUGAAUCGCAAUAUUGCGAUUUUUGCGCAAUUUAUACAGGCAAUUUAUAGAGCACCAUGACAGAGAGAGAGAGAGAGAGGAGAGGAGACGAGACGUUAUAAAUUUCGCCGGAAUCCACUCACGACGUGUAAUCGAUUUUUCAUGAGACAUCUAGUACUCCAUAUACAUUUGUACAUUAUAGAAACGUGAGGGUAGAGAAACAAGAGAGUUGUUGAGAACUGUAACGCUGUUUGAUAUAUGUAAGAUUGGUAUUCUUCACGAACUGGUGCUUUUGCUUAUUCCUUCGAUAAGGCAAAGGUACUUAGGUGCAGUGCCUACUGUCGUAAUUGAAUGUACGUUAGUUCAACAAUGCGAUACGAGCAGAACAAAAGAAGGAAAAGAGAGAAUCGAGAAUAUUUUUAUUACCUUUUGUCGUAAUAUUUGGUCGAAAUUUGUACACUAUACUAUAUUAUUAAUCGGGGCUGUCGAACUUGCGCGCUUAUUUGCAUUCCAAUAAAAAAAGAGAAAAAAGAUUUCUACGUACGUUUAAACGACUGUUAAAGUCUUUCACGAAGAUCUUCCACAAAUAAAUAGCGUUAAAUUGCAGAAACUAAUAUGUGUGUUGCGCAUGCUCUCCGACCGAGCUAACUUACUACGUAUAUCUAUCAUUCUGCGAAUUAUGUUACCUGAUUGUUCCGCGACUUUCUUCUGCCUCGCAGGUUUUGCAGCAGCAAUGUGUUUAUAGCGUUGUACACGAAAUAUAUUGUUCAUAAUUAAAUGAUAAAA
Molecule: messenger RNA, 2217 nt
Organism: Formica exsecta
Lineage: Eukaryota; Metazoa; Arthropoda; Insecta; Hymenoptera; Formicidae
Product: serine/threonine-protein phosphatase 6 regulatory subunit 3-like
Exons: 6
Coding region: 31-966 (311 amino acids)
Source: RefSeq, a predicted model, not a curated record